AUGUCCCAGCCAGGUGCAGUAGAUGAUGUCUCCCAGCCCCCAGGAUCAUCACAGUUAAUAGCAGUGGGGAACUCUCAGGCUGACUCGGAGGGUGUGGCUCGCCAGAGGUGGAAAAUUGCUCAAUUAGAAGAAAAACUACAGGUGCUGGAGUCAGGGCAGGCAACCAAGUGGAGGGAGACAAAUUACUAUGUGUCAAAGGGAAGGGCUAUCAGACACAUAGUUACAUUAUAUGAUGCCAUUGAAGAUCUCAUAGCUGAGCACGAUAGGAGAUGGGAUAGCAACGAGUCAGAUGAAAAUGUGACCGUCGAGUAA
Molecule: messenger RNA, 312 nt
Organism: Suillus subaureus
Lineage: Eukaryota; Fungi; Basidiomycota; Agaricomycetes; Boletales; Suillaceae
Exons: 2
Coding region: 1-312 (103 amino acids)
Source: RefSeq, a predicted model, not a curated record